AUGUCUGCUGCCGCAUCAUCAUCAUCAUCAUCAUCACCGUCGUCGUCUUCAAAAGAAGUGACAAAAAGCGAUGGAGAAGUUGAAACAACAUCAUCGAAAGCAGAAGAAGGCGAGAAAGAACAACAACAACAACAACAACAACAAAAUGAUGACGAUGAUAAUGAUGACAAUCUUCGAAUGCGACAAGCGUUGCUGGAUUUCCGAAACAGAUACGAACAGUUGAAACACAACCCGUGUUUCGUUUCCGAAAUCGUCGUCCGAGGGAACAAAAGGACCAGAGAAAAGUUGAUUAAAAACUGUUUCGAGAAACGCGUGGAGAAGUGCGGGAACUUGGAAGAGAUUAAAGACGAACUAUUGAAGGGUAGAGAAGAAUUGGAGAAGUAUAACAUAUUUAAAGGAAUAAACGUGACGUUAGACGCGGGUAGCGAGGAGAAUUACGUCCCGAAUGGUGCGAAGAUUAUCGUAGACGUCGCGGAGAAGGACGCGUUGACGUUGAAAGCCGGGACAUUUGUUUCGCAAAGUGGGGAGGGGACGGUAGAGAUAACCGGUGGGUUGAAGAAUGCGGUUGGAUGCGCGGAAAGGAUUGAUUUUGAGCUCAUCAGAGGACACGAAAAAUCAGCGAGUUACGCUUUACACUGGGAACAACCGAGAGUGUUACGAUCGGACAUCGCGACAGCGUUGAGGAUUUUCCAGCAACACAACUGUUCAGUGCGACACUCGUCGUUUCACGAAACCGGAAGAGGAUUAUCGUUUCAUCUGAGCUCACCGGAACGACCGGCGACGUUAGAAUAUAAUUUGGUGUGGAGAGAAAUCACCGAUCCGACGAGAUUUGCCUCGAGAGCAGUGAGAAAAAUGUGUGGACAUUCGUUGAAAUCGUCCAUCGUGCACACGCUCGGCGGCGAAUCAGAAGAUGAUGAAGAAGAAGAAGGUGUAAAAAUAGGAAAGAAUGGAAACUGGUGGUGGAACGUCCGAACUGAAUUAGCAGGAUUGAAUCCAAUUUUUGAUUCGACGACGGAAGCGUUUGUGAAAUCAGAGUGUCACGCGAAAUACACGAGAGCGUUUCCGGAACGUGUGAAUGAUUUCUUGCCAGAAAAAAUGAAGCACUCUUUGAGUUGGCAGAUUGGCGCGCGCGCGGGUGUUAUGCUACCUUUACGAAAAGAAUUCUACACGUCGACGCCGACAUCUAGUUCCUCUGUUGUUCGCGGAUCAAACAUUGCCGAUCGAUUCUUCAUGGGUGGCGUCGGCUCUUUGCGCAUGUUUGAACCGCACGGCGCCGGACCUUGCGACGCGCGCCGCGAGAAAGAUUCGACGUUCUCCUCGCCAAGCCGCACUCCCUCGUCGCCGGGAGUGUCCGUUUCCGGUAAUUUGACGCCACCACGUUCGGUACAGUCGAGUUCACCGUAUGAUUCCUUAGGGGGGGACGUCAUCGUCAGCGGAACAGCGUCGGUGAAGAUGGACAUCCCAGUUGAAAAGUUACGCAACAUCGGCGUUCAUGGACACGUUUUCGUAAACGCUGGAUGCCUCAUUCCACACGAACAGAAAGUCAAACACACGUUUAAAGCAUCCAACUUUAGAGAUUCUUUGAGGGCGAGUUGUGGCGCUGGUAUCGUGUGGCCAUUGCCCGUAGGGAACAUUGAGCUAAAUUUUGGUCGCGUGCUUUUGGCAAACUCGACAGAUAGAGUUGUGGGAAGCAAAUUCCAAGCCGGCUUAGCGGCCUCUUUGAGCGCGUAG
Bathycoccus prasinos is the source of this 1731-nucleotide messenger RNA. RefSeq lists its product with no specific name. Lineage: Eukaryota; Viridiplantae; Chlorophyta; Mamiellophyceae; Mamiellales; Bathycoccaceae. Gene Ontology annotation, cellular component: SAM complex; outer membrane. The record is from RefSeq and is a predicted model, not a curated record. The transcript has a single exon. The coding region runs from base 1 to 1731 and encodes 576 amino acids. Gene Ontology annotation, biological process: protein insertion into mitochondrial outer membrane.